AUGGAAAUUAACAACAGAAGUGAUAACGAUCAGUCCGUUUGGGUAAACAAAAUAUGUCCCUACUUAGAUCCGCACAUGAGUCAGAUCAUAUUGGGUUGGCUCAAGGAAAAUAAGUUUCUGGACGAGUUGGAGUUAGAGAAAAAUCUGAACACCCUGAACGAGGGGUGCGAAAAGGAAAUAGCGAGUAUCGAAAUUGAGUUUACAAACCGAAACAGAGGAGUAAUAUCAAAUUGUUUAGACAGCUUAGAAAUAGAAAUAGAAGAAUUUCAAGAAGCUAUGAAUGAUUAUAAGAAUGACCAGAUGAAUAAAAUAGGAGGUUCAGUUGAAAAGAAAAGUAUAAUGGCAUUACGUGAAUGGUGUAAUGGUAAUGCUGCAGAUAAGAGUAUCAAUAAUAAUAAUAUUAGUAGCAAUAGUAAUAGUAAAACAUACACAUUUUCGGACAAUAUUGACGAUAAAAUAUUAAAAUUAAGUAGGUACUACUACCAGAAGAAAGAUUAUCAAAAGAGUAAACAACAUUUAUUAUUGUAUAUAUUGAACAUAUCGGAAAUAGUAAUAAACAUAACGGAUUCACCUAAAAUGAGAGUAUGUUAUUGGGGUAUUAUUAGUAAUAUUAUAAAUAGCUUUUUUCAAAAUUUAAAUAAUGAUGAAUAUUUAUUUUGUAAAAAUGAAGAGGAUAAAUUCGUUUUAAAAGAAGAAAUAAUAAAUGAGAUAAAUGUAUGUGUAGAAACAAUAGUAAAAUUAAGUCAACUAUUAAUUAAAGAAAAGGUAACAAAGAAUGAAAUAAUUCUACAAAGAAGUUGGUUAAUACAUUGGUCUUUAAUAUUAAUAUUUCAUUUCUUUUUGUAUGUAAUAUAUGUAAAAAAUAUAUAUCCAAAAAGUAAUUCAUUUUCUAUGUUACAAGAUUGGUUUAUUGAUGAAAAAAAUUUAUCUAUUCUAAAUAUUAUAUGUCCUCAUAUUAUUAGGUAUUAUUGUGUAUAUGCAAUAUUUUAUAGAAAUAGAAAAGAUCAUUUUGAAUUAAUUAUGAAUACAUUAAAUUUAUUAAAACCAAAAUAUACCGAUUCAUUUACUUCUUUAUUAGUAUCAAUUUUUACGGACUAUGAUUUUAAUAUGGCACAAAAAUGCAUUGCACAAAUAGGCUCUUUAUGUGAACAAGAUGUAUUCUUAUUUAAAUUAAAACCAUAUAUAGAAGAACAAAGUCGAUUUAUUAUUUUUGAAACCUAUUGUCGUAUACAUAAAUCAAUAAAUAUAGAUAUGAUAGCAAACAAAAUUAAUCUCCCAAGAGAUGAUGCUGAAAGAUGGAUUGUUAAUUUAAUUAGAAAUGCUAAAUUAGAUGCAAAAAUUGAUAGUGAAAAGAAUUGCAUUGAAGUAUCCACUACGUUACCUAAUCUAUAUCAACAAGUUAUUGAUAAGACACAAAACCUUACCAUGCGAUCAAACUUUCUUGUACAAAUCUUGAACAGAUCAUCAUCAGAUGAACAUUUCCAAAAAAAUACCAGGUUCAAAAAUAAAAAUGAAAAAAAUAAAAACACCAAGAGAAAUAAGCAAUACAAUCAUAUGUACAAUGCCAACAAGUCUUCUGGCAAGCUCGUUGUUACCAGCAUGUAG
Messenger RNA from Plasmodium malariae, 1605 nucleotides. RefSeq names its product eukaryotic translation initiation factor 3 subunit E, putative (gene EIF3E). Gene Ontology annotation, molecular function: translation initiation factor activity. Gene Ontology annotation, biological process: translational initiation. Bases 1 to 1605 code for a protein of 534 amino acids. Lineage: Eukaryota; Apicomplexa; Aconoidasida; Haemosporida; Plasmodiidae. The transcript is spliced from 2 exons. The record is from RefSeq and is a predicted model, not a curated record. Gene Ontology annotation, cellular component: eukaryotic translation initiation factor 3 complex; nucleus; cytoplasm.